Messenger RNA from Gadus chalcogrammus (walleye pollock), 3458 nucleotides. RefSeq names its product kinesin light chain 3 (gene klc3). Gene Ontology annotation, cellular component: kinesin complex; cytoplasm; membrane-bounded organelle. The record is from RefSeq and is a predicted model, not a curated record. Bases 177 to 1901 code for a protein of 574 amino acids. The transcript has 14 exons. Gene Ontology annotation, biological process: axo-dendritic transport. Gene Ontology annotation, molecular function: kinesin binding. NCBI's taxonomy places the organism in Eukaryota, Metazoa, Chordata, Actinopteri, Gadiformes, Gadidae.
ACAGGGAUCAGGUAAGCAGAACUGACAGAAGAAACUGAGCUGGCGAGACAGAGAGGGACACACACACAGCAGGUGAAUGAUCUGCCAGAGUACUACUACUUUAUUACAGUCGAGACACUCUUCAGGAUGAUCAUGGCAUGACGUGUGUUGUGACCUACACAGUGGAUUAAUUUCGAAUGAAACGGAUCUCGUAUCCCAACUACGAUUCAAAGAGAUCUAAACACCGUCAGGAGUCCGGAAUUAACAGACACGUCCUCCCACACACCUUUACCUGUUCCUCUUCCCUGCACACACCCUUCAAGCACAGCUUCCCCUGUGCGCUCUUCAGACCAACGCCAAAGAGGAACCUCUCCGGCGGAGCCAUGUUGUCGGGGGACGAGAUUCUGUGCAGCACACGGCAGGUCAUCGCGGGGCUGGAGGCGCUGCGGGGGGAGAACCGCAGUCUGCUGGACGACCUGCAGGGGGCCAUGGAGACGCGGCUGGCGCCCGACAGCGGCAGCCUGGAGCAGGAGAAGAGCAGCCUCAUCCACCAGUCCCUGGAGAGGAUCGAGCUGGGCCUGGGGGAGGCACAGGUCAUGAUGGCGCUGUCAGCCCACCUGGGCUCUCUGGAGGCGGAGAAACAGAAGCUGCGUGCCCAGGUGCGGAGGCUGUGCCAGGAGAACCAGUGGCUGAGGGACGAGCUGGCCGGGGCCCAGACGCGGCUGCAGGAGCGGGAGCAGGAGGUGGUGACGCUGGAGGAGCAGAACAGACACCUGCAGUUCAUGGCCUCCAUACGCAAAUACGACCAGGACUCCCCGUCACAGGACGACAAAGACCCAUCGUCCAAUAAGGAGUCGCUGGACGACCUCUUCCCCACCGAAGAGGAGGAGCCGUCACAGAUGCCCCAACCGCGGCACAGCUGCGCCGCCGCCGCCGCCCAGCAGGGGGGCUACGAGAUCCCAGCCCGCCUGCGGACCCUCCACAACCUGGUGAUCCAGUACGCCUCGCAGGGCCGCUACGAGGUGGCCGUGCCCCUCUGCAAACAGGCCUUGGAAGACCUGGAGAAGUCCUCCGGCCACACCCACCCCGACGUGGCCACCAUGCUGAACAUACUGGCGCUGGUGUACAGAGAUCAGAAUAAAUACAAGGAAGCGGCCAAUCUGUUGAACGACGCACUCGAGAUCCGUGAGAAAACACUCGGACUGGACCACCCAGCUGUAGCCGCUACGCUGAACAACUUAGCGGUGCUUUACGGGAAGAGAGGAAAAUACAAGGAGGCAGAGCCGCUGUGUAAGAGAGCCCUGGAGAUCAGAGAAAAGGUGCUGGGCAUGGAGCACCCUGACGUGGCCAAGCAGCUCAACAACCUGGCCCUGCUGUGCCAGAACCAGGGCAAGUACCAGGAGGUGGAGCAGUACUACGAGAGGGCCCUCCACAUCUACCAGAACCGCCUGGGCCCCGACGACUCCAACGUGGCCAAGACCAAGAACAACCUGGCGUCAUGUUACCUGAAGCAGGGGAAGUACAGACAAGCCGAAUGCCUCUAUAAAGAGAUCCUCACCAGAGCACAUGAAAAGGAGUUUGGAUCAGUGGAAGGAGACGGUCGCCCCAACUGGCCGGAGCCGGGGGGCCCCCAGCAGGAGGGUGCGGGGGGCCUCAGGAGAAGCGGCUCCUUCACCAAGCUGCGGGAGUCCAUCCGCCGCAGCAGCGAGAAGCUGGUCCGCAAGCUCAAAGGAGUGGGCACCGAGGAGAGCGCCCCAAGGAACCCUGGGAUGAAGAGGGCCAACUCUCUGAAUGUGUUGAAUGUUGGAGCCAGAGAGACCCGGGAAGCAGCUCAGCUUCCGGGUGGACUCACGGAAGCACGAGGUCUGAGCUCUAGCACUAUGAGCCUAGCCCGGCGAGGGUCGCUAGGGGGAACGAGCUAACACACACACACACACACACACACACGCAGGUGAUGCACACCCUUCUAUAGACCAAUCCUGAUCCAUCGCUCUGCGGACGGUUAGCUCGCUCACCUCUCUGGGGAAGGUCACCUACGAUCUAUGGGUUGGUAGGUAUUCACAGGGUUUACAUUUUUCAGACCUCAUCCGUUCUCAUCCACACAUCCUACAUCAAGUGGUUCUGUGUAUACCGGCCGUCAUUAUACUACAACACCACUGAAUACCAGUAGCAAUACCGCAAAUACGAAAUACUAAAACACUGCACUUUAGACAGCCAGGCACGUCAACCAUUUCAGACUCCGAAACAUUCCGAAGAAAUCAUGAAACGAAUUGAUGAAUACUUUAUGUUCGUGCUCAAGAAUGCCGUUUAGAUGUUUAAAGAAAUCGCAUUUCCACUAGAUUUGUAUUCUGUAGAAGAAUUGUGAAAUACUUUUAAAUUUGUGGUGCAGUUAAGCUGUUCAUUUUGCUGCUUUUAUCUGAAAAUACAAAAGAAAGAUUAAUCCAUCCAAAUUUAGGGAGAUACUAACACAAAUCAAAAGUUCAAAGUUUCACAGCAGCAUGCUAAAUAUGGAGGGUUUUACAACCUAUGCAUUGUGAAUUGAAUCUUGUACAACGGUGGGAUGAUGAGUUUCUUUUAGGUGACUAAAGUACUAUUAAAACCAUAUCCUUUGACUUGCAAACAUCCAGAAGAAUAUGGAUCAUAGGUCUUUUGCCGCAAAUGACUAAAUCAUUAUUCAAUUAGUGGGACACCAAGCAUUCUCUAAGUCAACAGUACAUGAUGGUCCUUAUUUGGGCUUGGAUUUGAUUCAAAACGUAUCCAACUUUAUUUAAAGCUUGUUCAAAACAGCACAGAACUGUUACGCUUAGCUGUGUGUAACCAUGGUUACAUUCCAACGAUGGUACAAGAAAAUUGCUCAACCGAGUUUGGUGUCUUGAAGUGAGACGUGUUUUUAUUUUAUGUAUUGUCGUGUUGUCCAUUUUGAUAAGAAGCUUGAUAUGAAAUGUUUCGUAAACUUAACCGAUAUCCCCAAAGUUUGCUCUGUGUGCCUGAAUGAACAACAAUCAUAAGUAAUUUCAAAAAAAUGUUUGCGUGCUUAUUUAACAGCUAAUAUUACCAUGCAUGUUAAAUGUGCACUCCCUCGUGGCACCAAAAAUAGACCAAGACUAUGGUCUCCUAAAUCUCAAGGGCCCAUCGUGGUUGGGGCCCCUGUGGCACUACAUGUGUAGCUGUACAUUCUAUUACUAUUUUUUUUCUCAUGGAUAAAACGACUUGUUGAUGAACUGCUGGAUGUAGAGUAUUUGACUCCUGUUUGAUAGGGUGAUUUCCAAAACCCUGGUCCUCAUUCAAACCACUACUGUUGGCAGCCUAGCUAAGCUACGCUACAAUCAGAAUGUUGCACAGAAACCUAGAGUGGUACAUAGGAGGUAUUUAUGUAGAUCGUUACAAAGAAGGCCUAAUGCGUUUGUUAUGAAAUGUUCAUAUUUUAUAUAUAUAUUCCAAACCUGAAGCUGAACUGUCCAAUAAAGCAUUAUAAGACU